Molecule: messenger RNA, 609 nt
Organism: Dictyostelium purpureum
Lineage: Eukaryota; Evosea; Eumycetozoa; Dictyosteliales; Dictyosteliaceae
Exons: 2
Coding region: 1-609 (202 amino acids)
Source: RefSeq, a predicted model, not a curated record
AUGACAGAAAAAACCACAAAAUAUUAUAGUUUACAAGUUGUGUCACAAGAAAGAAUAUAUAAUUUUUUAACAAAGAUUAGUGUUUUUGCAUCAGAUAAAAUUGCACAGGAUUUCAUUCAUUCAAUAAUUGACCAAAUUUGCGGCAGAAUAGUUUCAUUUGACAGAUUCAUAAAUGAAGAGAACGAAAGAAUAGUAAACCAACUUAUUAGGGUUUAUUCUUUAUUUAUUAAUAGAGUUGUUGGUAGAGAUUUAAAGAAGGAAUAUAUUUGUGAAGAUUUAAAAACAGCCAAUGUUGAUGGUCUUUAUAUUAAUGUUAUAGCAGAUUGUAUUAUUUCAAGAUUUACAGAUAUUAAAAGAGAAUUAACAGAAAAACUUUCAACUAUUAGUUCAUCAUCACUUUCAGAUUUUGAUUGGAAAAUGAAUGCAAUUCUUUCAAGUGAUAGAAUCAAUAUUGUUCAAGAAAAUGUUUUAUUAUUAAAUCUUACAAUCGAAACCAAUCACAAUGAUAAAAAAGAACAAGUUUUAAUUGAAUUAACCAAAAAAGAAUUAGACCAUAUUUUAGAAGUUUUCGAUCAAAUCAACGAUGUUAUUCAAUCAUUAAAAGUUUAA